GUAAAAUGUAUAUAAUCGUACUAUUUUUGUGUUUAUUUAAAUAAUAAGUGAUAUGGGUCUUUUAAAACAUAAUCCGUUAAGUUAACCUUUUAUGACACAAUUUUUUUAAUCACGUAUUUGGGUAAAAAGUCUAUUUAAAUGUGUUAUGAUUUAUAAAAAACAAAGUUACUUUCAUAAAAUUAAAAAAAUUGAUGUUUUAAAUUUUUCAAUUUAAAUUUGAGAUAAAUAUAUUUAACAAGAUGAAAAUUUUUGGAAGUUUUUAAAAAAGAUUUUAAAAUGACUAGAUACAGAAUACACUUAUGUAAUCAAAUGAGGCAUUUGCCUCUACAUCAGUUGUAACGAGACAAUGCACAUUCAUUUGUUAUGUUGUCGUCUUAUCAGACAUCGAAAAUUUAUCUAUGUUUCCUUCUUUUUUUCUUUUAUUUUGUCCUUAAUUUAUGUGAUUAUUAUCCCUUUAAUUUUCAAAUUCUUGCAAGUAUCGACUACUAACAAGUCCUUUAGUACUCAGCAGUAUAUAGUGCCUCGGGAUUAUCCAGUGUUUAAAACUAUCACUUAUUGUUCAUUUUAUAACUGCUUUAAUAUUUACAAAUGUAGUCAUAAAUUAGAUGGAAGUUUUAAAGUGUAUGUAUAUCCUGCAGCAAAAUAUGUUGAUCAUGUAGGCAUAUCAGUUGGAGGCAAAAUGUCUAGAGAGUAUCAGUCUAUUUUAAAUACAAUAAUAAAUAGUCAUUAUUACACAAACAAACCUGCAGAAGCAUGUGUUUUUAUUCCUUCAAUCGAUACUUUAAAUCAAAAUCAGUAUCGUGCUAAAGAAACAUCACAAGCAUUAGGAAUGUUGCCAUAUUGGAAUGAAGGACUCAACCAUAUUAUAUUUAAUAUGGUUCCUGCAAAUGCACCUGAAAGUAAAACUUUGUCUGAUUUAUCGAUUGGUAAAGCUAUAGUAGCUGGCUUUGGCUUUAAUACAUGGACUUAUAGACCUUCAUUUGAUAUCUCUAUUGGAAUUUAUAGUAAAAAAGCUUCUCAACUUAGUAUAAAUUACAGAUUUACUUAUAGAUCUAUCUUCAUUACUACUACACAAACUAACCUUCACCCUGUUUUUAUGGCUCAAUUAAAAUAUAUUGAACAAGGAAAAAAUCUGCUUCGAGUUUUGGAAAAAUGUUCUAAUACAAUAAACAAUAGAUCUCUAGUUUGCUAUGGAAAUAAUACAUAUGAUUACCCAAACAUUUUUAUUGAUAGCACAUAUUGCUUGAUAUUACCCGGAUCUAGACAAAUAGAUAUUUCUUUAAUGUAUGCUCUUGCUUCUGGAUGUAUACCUAUUGUUGCUAUAAAUGAUGUUGUUUUACCUUUUUUUGAAGUUAUUGAUUGGAAGAGAGCUGUGAUUUUAUGGAAUGAAAAUGAAUUGCAUACCUUAAUAGAUAAUAUUUCUGGUAUACCCCUUGAUAGGCGAAAAGAAAUGUCAGCUCAAUGUCAAUGGCUUUAUUACACAUAUUUAUCUUCAUUACAAAAGAUUACUAUGACUACAUUAAAAAUAAUGAGUCAAAGACUACAUCCUCAUACAGCUAAUUUUUAUGAAGAUUGGAAUAUGAGACCAAACCCCGAUUCAGCAAGAAAUCCAUUAUUUUUACCAUAUAUGUCUGAUUCUUUUGGCUUCACAGCUGUAAUACUGACAUAUGACAGGAUAGAUAGUUUAUUUAAAUUAAUAGAUAUGGUUAAAGGUGCUCCAAGUCUUGAAAAAAUUAUUAUUGUUUGGAAUAAUCAAUAUAAAUCACCUCCACACUUUUCAGCUUGGCCAAAAACAAGAGUGCCUUUAAAAAUUGUAAAAACAUCAGCCAACAAAUUAUCCAAUCGGUUUUAUCCUUAUAAAGAAAUAGAAACAGAAGCAGUACUAUCAUUAGAUGAUGAUAUAUUGAUGCUUACAAUUGAUGAAAUAGAAUUUGGAUUCAAAGUAUGGAGAGAAUUCUCUGAUCAAAUUGUUGGGUUUCCUUCGAGAACUCAUGUAUGGAAUAAUAAAACCAAUUCUUGGAAGUAUGAAUCUGAAUGGAGAAAUGAAAUAUCAAUGAUUUUGACUGGAGCAGCUUUUUAUCAUAAGUAUUGGAACCAUGCAUACACUUAUAUUAUGCCUAAUAAGGUAAAAAAAAUGGUUGACGAUCAAAUGAAUUGUGAGGAUAUAGCUAUGAAUUUUUUGGUAUCUAAUACAACUAACAAGGGUCCUAUCAAAGUUACGCCCAAGAAAAAAUUCAAGUGCCCACAAUGCAAAAAUACUGAAAUGUUAUCAGUUGAUGAAGGACACAUGGCUGUAAGAACAUCCUGUAUUAAUAAGUUUACUAAAAUUUUUGGUAGAAUGCCACUAAAAGCUGUUGAAUAUAGAGCUGAUCCGGUUUUAUACAGAGAUAUAUUACCAAAAAAAUUAAAAAGAUACAAUAAUAUUGGUGAUUUAUAGAAUUAUAAUUUUUAAUUGUUUUAUAUAUUUAUUAAUAUGAUCUAGUUAUAUGUAAUAAUAUUAAAUAUGUUUGUAAUAUUUAUAUAAUAAAAUCAAUUUUUCUUAUUACUAUUACUAUUUUUAUUAUUAACAUUAUUUUACCUGUAUAUUAAAAUUGAUCUCCUUCAUA
Daktulosphaira vitifoliae (grape phylloxera) is the source of this 2606-nucleotide messenger RNA. RefSeq names its product exostosin-2 (gene sotv). Gene Ontology annotation, molecular function: glycosyltransferase activity. The transcript has 10 exons. The coding region runs from base 347 to 2437 and encodes 696 amino acids. The record is from RefSeq and is a predicted model, not a curated record. Gene Ontology annotation, cellular component: membrane. Lineage: Eukaryota; Metazoa; Arthropoda; Insecta; Hemiptera; Phylloxeridae.